Messenger RNA from Sesamum indicum (sesame), 857 nucleotides. RefSeq lists its product as uncharacterized. NCBI's taxonomy places the organism in Eukaryota, Viridiplantae, Streptophyta, Magnoliopsida, Lamiales, Pedaliaceae. The record is from RefSeq and is a predicted model, not a curated record.
UGUUUGGUACAUAAUAAUGAUGGAAUCUUUUACAUCGCCUAACCAUGCCAACAACCGGACCAUCUCCAUUUAAUUGUCUGACAUUUUCAUGUAUUUAAUGCAAUCAACAAAUUUUGGGUGCUGAGCAAUGGAAAAUGAAAUCCGAAGGAAGCCGAGAAUCCUCUGCCUCCACAGCUUCAGAACUAGCGGCAGAAUCUUCCAGAUGAUGAUAUCACGGUGGCCGGAAAAUGUCACCGGCGAGUUGGAUUUAGUGUUCGCGGACGCACCUUUCCCCGCUGAGGGCAAGUCUGAUGUUGAAGGGAUCUAUGAUCCUCCGUACUUCGAGUGGUUCAAAUCCGACAAGGAAUUCAAGGAAUUCUACGAUUUCGAAAAGUGCUUGAAUUACCUUGAAGAUUUCAUGUUGACGCAUGGACCAUUCGAUGGUGUGCUAGGUUUCUCCCAGGGUGCGACUUUGGCAGCAGCAUUGCCUGGAAUGCAGAAGGAAGGAGUGGCACUUAGCAAAGUUCCUACGAUAAAGUUCUUGAUAAUAAUAUCUGGUGGGAAAUUUGGAGGUGCCAAGUUCGGGCUGCCCAAACUUGCUGCCAGGGCAUUUUCUUCUCCGGUCAACUGCCCGUCCCUUCACAUAAUAGGUGAGCUUGACUUCUUGAGGGAUGAGAGUAAAGCUUUAAUGAGGUCUUUUGUGGAUCCAGUUGUAAUUAAGCAUGCCAAAGGACACUGUGUGCCAAGACUGACUGGAGAAGACGCUGACAAGAUGCUCCAAUUCAUCACAAAAUACCAUUGCAUGAAGAGUCGAAUUUGAGAACUGCCCACAUUUAUUUUCGAGUAAAUUGCUGUGGACUCUUGUAAAUUGAUCAUAA